Macrosteles quadrilineatus (aster leafhopper) is the source of this 3910-nucleotide messenger RNA. RefSeq lists its product as uncharacterized. Gene Ontology annotation, molecular function: protein kinase binding. The record is from RefSeq and is a predicted model, not a curated record. Gene Ontology annotation, biological process: positive regulation of protein tyrosine kinase activity; neuromuscular junction development. The transcript is spliced from 16 exons. Bases 75 to 3281 code for a protein of 1068 amino acids. NCBI's taxonomy places the organism in Eukaryota, Metazoa, Arthropoda, Insecta, Hemiptera, Cicadellidae.
CGGACUUGUAGAUUCUUGAAGUGUGUGGCUUUAAUUAUUGACAUAACCUUUGUCAAUGUAAAGUGUCUAGUGCCAUGGCGGAUAGCAGCACAAUUAUUGAAGGAAGUGUCAAAUUCCGAGAUGGGAAAAAGUGGAAGACGAGAUGGUGUGUGAUGCGGAAACUGUCACCCGUAGCAGAUUGCCUUCACUUGCAGUUGUAUCGAGACAGCAAAGACCGCUACAAGCAAGGCCAGACCAAAGCCUCCCUCUCCCUUCAACAUUUUCUGGGAGUUUACUCCGGUUUUACGCUGGACAAAGAGUCCAACACGAUCGCUAUCAUUUGUCAAGAUGUAACCGUAGUUCUAGCCUUUGACACUAGAGAAAGACUCAUCCAAUGGCAGGUCAAGAUAGCUAACAAUUUGGGUGAAGAUGAACAGUGGCUUGUGCAGAUAUCAUCCGCCCCGCCCAGAGCCAAGGUCAGUCCAGGCCCCGCCAGGCUGCAUCUACAAGAGCACCGCUUUUGUCUCACUGUGGGGGUGCCUCCCCGACUACUCGGCCACUGGCAGAUACGACAACUCAGGAGGUAUGGACUAGUAGAGAACAAGUUCUGUUUCGAGGGAGGCUCGAGUUGUGGUAAAGGCGAAGGUCUGUACGUGUUAGUGACCGAUCAGGGGGAGAACAUCACCAGAGCAUUCAAGAUGGCUGCCGAGGGGAGACUGGCCGUCCGUAGAAGACCAUUGGCUAGGAAUAUGUCAGUGAUGACGAGCCCCCGUAGAUCACGUCUAGACCCGCGUGUGUCUGACCUAAGUUGUUUGGAUGCCCGGAGUCGUCUGUCUACAGCUGACAGUUCCGUCGCAGACAGUCACAGCCAUGAUAGUCUACUGGGUUGGCCGUCUGCAGAGCUCUGGUCAGACUCAUCAUCCGUCUUUACCUACGCUCAGAAGCCGAGCAGUUGGAGGGAGAGGGAGCGAGAGGCAGGAGAGUUAGAGAGGUGCUCCAGUUGUAUUGGCAAGCUAGGAGUCUUGUCUCGGUCUUCCACCCUUACCACCAACUACGGAGAGAGAAGACAGUUCACCAACGCCCCUCCAUCUGUAGCCAGCAACUACGAUAGAACAACAGUGUCUUCACUAGACUAUUGGAACCCUCGUAGCAGCACCCCUGGGAGGUCAAGAGCUGGCAGUGUGACAGUAGGGCGAUCCUCUACCUCUACCCCAGCCAACUGUACCCUUCACAUCAGCAGCCCCGCAUACAGCAACUACGAUGUGCCAAAACCACACAUCACCAAAGUUGAGUUGGGAGGAGGAGAGUACGACACUCCCCGCAGCAUAAAGGAGAGUCUGCCCCCGCAGUGGAUGCUGCAGACUACGGGGCCUGAGGAGCCGUGUCUCACCUGUGGGAAAACUGCACAUCACAACACUGUUGCCAGAACAAGUGUUGUAGUAGAGAAGGAUGACUCGCACACUGCCAUGUGCCCGUGUCAGAGAGUUAUGUGUUGGGCUGGUAGUUGGAUGAGGCUUCCCUAUCUUCUUACUGGAGCCUUCCGAGCCAACACUAUCACUGGCACUACAAUACAUAAAGUCAAGCUUGAUGGAGAAGGUAAAAUGCCGUUUGUCAACUGCAGAGGAGAGAACUAUACUUGUGAAACAUCCAACAACAAUCAGAUGAAUCAGUCAAUAAAUGAAGGAGCGCAAGAAGUGGAUGAAUGUAAUGAUUCAGACCUGAAAAAUUCAAAGAAUCAAUACGCUAAUAUUAAAGUAACCUCAAAAAAUGCUGCUGAUAAUCCUGAAGUGGUAAUACAAGAGCCAAAAUCUAUGUUGCCUUAUGCCAACUUGGAGUUUGCCAAAUCACUCGAAUACUAUGAAAAUUCACGUGAACUGAUGCAAAAGAAGGAUGCUAUAAAAAAUAACGUUCAUAACGGGCUUGAAAAUAUAUUAGACGUAACUAGUAAAAGUUGUUGUACAAAAUGUGGUCAUGCCUGGAGAAAUCUCCCUCCCAAACCGGGUCCUAAAAAUGAUGAUUAUUUAAUAAUGGAACCUGCAACGAAUCAUUCAACAAAAUUAAGAAGUCAACCAUCUUCUCCACUACAAUCACCUGUUCAUGAAAAGUUUUCUCAGAGCUAUCUUCCCAUGCUUCCAUUAUCAGGGAAAGCUGAAGAAAUGCAGCACUUCAGGUUGCGUCAGUUAAAUGAGAAGUCGCAAAGCACUCCGAGCUUACCAAUACCGAGAAGAAAAAGUUUUACUAAUCCGUCAAUCCACGGUUCAUCGGGUUACCACUGUAUGUCAGAAACUAGCAGUCCGUAUGUGAGGAGACGGUUGAUGACCACAAGCACAUUACCUCCAGAGAGAAAGGACCUUCUGAUACCUUCUAUAAGAAAGCGAUCGAGCUCCAUGGAUUCUUCAAGAUAUCUCGAUAAUCUGGAGAGUAUUGAAGAAAAAGUAGUCUCACCGACUCAAACUUUAGUAAACACGCCAACAAUUAGUAAUGCUACGUCUAUUGAUUCUUUAUCGGACAUUUCACUAAAUCAAAGACCAAUUCCGACAAGUAGCAGUGAACAUGUAUUAUCCCGAGUUGACAAUUCGGAAUAUGUCUCAUGCAAGUCCAGUUUGAGAGUUUUAAUCGAAGAGCAGCCUAGCAAGGCACUUGUAGAGUCUAGUAGUCAUAAUAUAAUUAAUAGUCCAAUACCACAAAUAAAGAGAUCAGCCAGUAUUCCCUGCAAGACUGUAUACAAUAGAGAUUCUUCCAGUUCAAAUGAUUCAGGUGUUUCUACUGGGUCCCUUCAGUUCCGCAGAAGGGACUUGAUGGAAUUAGAUUUUUGUUCGAGGAAAAGAUCUGUCCCUGAGAAACUGAAGAUUGUUAAAGAAAAUACUAUAAACCAAAGGCACAUUAUAAGAAAAUCCAAGUCUGUGGAUCCAUUCGAAGACAUGAAUUUUGAAUUUGAAGAAAUGAAACCUCCGGUGAAAUCUUCUUCUGCUGGAGCUUCGGUACCUGUAUGCACCACUCACACUGACGCUAAAGGCUACCUGAGUCCAGGAGGAGUUCCUUACAUAGAUUCUCACAGCACCAGCAGUGGAACUUCGGACAUGUCUGACUACAUAGAGACAUUGUCACUCUCCUCCUACACGUCUUCUGAUACUCCUGACAGCUUACAAUUGAACCACACAACAAUCAACACUAUGAGGCCAAGGUCUGGCAAAGAGUAUCACACCAUCGACAGGUUCAAUCUCAAACCUCAGAUCAGUCAAACAUCAGGAAUCAAGACUUGUGGAACUAUAAAUGAAAUGCAGCAUACCAACUCGCCAUAAACUUGAAUAGAUUUUUACCAAGAGUAAUCAAACCUACUUAUAAUUAAUAAUUAUCAAACCUACAUAAGUAAGAAGGUAAUUGAUAAUUUUUAAGGAAAUUGACAGGAAAUCAGCUUUACCAAAAGUCCAUGGAGACACAUAUAAACAACACCAAAGCAGUUGUUUACAAUGUCUCGCUACUUUUGUGUUGUUAAUACGUGUCUCUAUGGACUUAUUUAGAUGUAAGCCUGCUUUCCUUUAAAUUUCCUAAUAAACCAUUCCUGGCUAAUACUCUAUCUUUUAAUUAGAUAACCUUAAAGUAUUUGAUAAGAAAUGGAUAGUGUUUAUUGUAGGCUACAAUAAUGACCAAAACUAUGUGUUUAAUUAAUGUUUGUCAUCAUUGCAGAUUGUAGCUAACCUGACAAUCAAUGAUUACCUAACACAAAAAAACUGAAAAUCUGAAACUCAUAAGUUUAUCCUGCUGUUGUGUGUAUGAGUAAUUUGUUUGGAUAUAAAAUUUAAACAUAAAGAAAAGACAUGCUCAAGAAAUUAAAUCCCGAUUUAGUUUGUUCAUUAUAAAUCCAAAACUUUAACUUAAAUUUGCUUAUUUCAUCUAACAUGGCCCAAUCCUGGAGAGCCACUAUUAUUGA